CAGAGAGCCGGUUUGUGGGCGUGCGAGUGAGGCAGGGAUGAACUCGGAGCUCCUGGCGCUGUGUUGUGGCGCGGAGAGUCGGGGGCCACGCUACCAGACGCUCCCCGCCUGCUGCUCCCACUGCGGGGGGCAGCACGGCCACGGGGCAUUCCACUCCACCGUGAGGAUCUCCACCAGCGAGAUGGAGUCCUACCACCGCUUCCUGGGCGUGUGUCAGGAGAUCGAGUCGACCACCGAGAGAAAUGAGAUCAUGCAGCAGGAGGUCCGGCCCCUGCUGGCCGUGGACAUCAUCGAGCAGCUGCACCGCCAGUUUGCCCUGCUCUCAGGCGGGCGAGGGAAGGACGGCGCUCCCAUCAUCACCUUUCCAGAAUAUUCCAGUUUCAGUGACCUGCCGGAUGAAGACUUCCUUAACGUGGUCACCUACCUGACCAGCAUCCCCAGCCUUGAUGCUGCCAGUAUCGGUUUUGUCAUCAUCAUCGACCGUCGGAGAGACAAAUGGAGCUCGGUGAAGGCCUCUCUCUCCAGGAUCGCGGGGGCAUUCCCGGGGAACCUCCAGUUGGUUCUGGUCCUGAGACCGUCUCGCUUCCUUCAGAGGGCCAUCGCUGACAUCGGCAUCAAACUGCACCGAGACGAUUUUAAAAUGAAGGUACCGAUCGUGAUGCUGAACUCCCUGUCCGACCUGCAUGGCUACGUGGACAAAGGUCAGCUGACCAGCGACCUGGGAGGGGAGCUGGAGUACUGCCACAGCCAGUGGAUCCACCACAGAACUGCCAUUGAGAACUUUGCGCUGACGGUGAAAACCACCGCUCAGAUGCUGCAGAAGUUUGGCACGGACCUGGCGGAAACCGAGCUCCCCAACGAUGUCCAGUGUACCAAAGACUUGCUUGCCACACACACAGAGAAACACGACAAACUCAGGGAUGAGCUGAAGCUAGCCAUGAAGCAAGGCACCACCCUGCUCUCCUGCAUCAAGGAGCAGGCAGCCAAGUCAGAGAGCCGCAAGCUCAACCCUGACGAGACGGAGAACCAGACCACGGUGGAGAGGUUGAUGGCCCAGUUGGAUGAGACGGAGAACGCGUUUGAGCAGUUCUGGUGCAGACACCACCUCAAGCUGGAGCAGUGUCUGCAGCUGCGACACUUUGAACACGACUUUCGAGAGGUGAAAGUUUCUCUGGACAGUCUGACGGAGUCAUUGACCAGCCUGUCAGACAUCGGGGACUGCGUGGCACGUGUGGAGUUCCUGCUGAAGAACCUGAAGACCAUAGAGGAGAAUGCACAGGGCUCUCUGGAGAAGGCCCAGCUUCAUGCGCUGCACGGCGACCAGCUGAUCCAGAGCCAGCAUUACGCCCUGGACUCCAUCCGGCCCAAGUGUGUGGAGCUGAGGCGCGUGUGCGACGACUUCACCAACGAGGCGCAGAAGAAGAACGACAUCCUGUCCAAGUCUCUGCAGAUACACAGAGGCAUCGACAAGGUGAACCAAUGGUGUGAGUCAGGCAUGUAUCUGCUGGCCUCCCAGGCCGUGGACAAGUGCCAAUCACAGGAAGGGGCGGAGUCGGCGCUGGCUGACAUCGAGCGCUUCCUGGAGACGGCGCAAGAAAACCAGCUGACUGAGCUGAGGAACAUCCACAACCAGUACGAGCUGGUCCUCUCCGACGACGUGAAGGCCAGUGUCCAGAGGGCGCUGAGCAAGCUCGAGGAUGUCCAGGAGAUGUUCGAGAAGAGACACGUCAGCCUGAAGAAGCUCGCCGCCAAACAGACACGCCCCGUCCAGCCCGUGGCUCCCCGGCCCGAGUCCUCCCCCAAACGCCCCGCCCCUAAGACUCCUCGGACCGCCCCCGCCCCCCCUCUCACACGCAGAACUUCAGAUCACUCAAACAGCGCCAAACAGGCCAGUGACGCUGAUCUCGCCAAAAAGAAAAACAUCCGCAAGGCCAAAGGCAGCAUCAAGAUUGAAGUGAUGCACGAGGCCAGUCAGGGAGGUUCCACCCACGUCCUGGUGACCAAUGAGACGGAGGAGAGUCUGUUGAACAGACGCAGGCACAUCAUGACAGAGCUGAUCGAGACCGAGAGGCUGUACGUGGAGGAGCUGCAGAGCAUCAUGGAGGGCUACUCGGCUGAGCUGGAUAACGCAGAGCUCUCCCACCUCAUCCCUCCUGCUCUGGAGAACAAGAGAGACGUGCUGUUUGGCAACCUUCCCGAAAUAUACGAGUUCCACAACAGGACGUUUCUCCAAGAGCUGGAGAACUGUGUGGAAAAGCCAGAGCUGGUUGGAACAUGCUUUCUGAAGAGGAAAGAGGAGCUGAAGGUGUAUGAGAAGUACUGUCAGAACAAACCCCGCUCUGAGGCAGUGUGGAGGCAGUGUGGAGACAGCCUCUUCUUUCAGGAGUGUCAGAAGAAGUUGGAUCAUAAACUCUCUCUGGAUGCUUAUCUCCUCAAACCAGUCCAGAGGAUCACCAAGUAUCAACUGAUGCUCAAGGAGAUGUUGAAGUGCAGAAAGAGCGGCGAGGGAACGGCCGAGUUGGACGAAGCCCUGUCCACCAUGUUGGACAUCAUCAAGUCGGUCAACGACUCCAUGCACCAGAUCGCCAUCACAGGCUUUGAGGGGAACCUGAGCGAGCUGGGCAAGCUGCUGAUGCAGGGCUCAUUCAACGUGUGGACGGACCACAAGCGGGGCCACAGCAAGGUGAAGGACCUGGCGCGCUUCAAGCCCAUGCAGAGGCACCUGUUCCUGUACAACAAGAUGCUGCUGUUCUGCAAGAGGCGGGAGGAGACCGCCGACAGCCACGAGAAGACCCCCUCCUACGGCUUCAAGCACUCCCUCAAGAUGAGCGCCGUGGGAAUCACCGAGAACGUCAAAGGAGACAUCAAGAAGUUUGAAGUGUGGUACAACGGCAGAGAGGAGGUCUACAUCAUCCAGGCUCCCUCUAUGGAUGUGAAGAACAUGUGGGUGUCUGAGAUCCGGAAAGUUCUAACAGGCCAGCUAGAGGCAUGCAGAGAAGCGAGCCAGCUGCACCAAAAGAUUUCAGAGAACAUCUACCACGCCCCCAUGAGGAACAUGCGUAAGAUGGCCCUGAGGCAAUCCGAUUCUUCCAGCCCCGAAACGGGCUUCAGGAAGAGCAACCCCAGCCCCAACAUGAGACAGAAACGAGCCGACGCCUCAGCCCCUCAGUCGACCGCUAACGCUAGGAAACGCUUCACCUUGCAAGGCCUCUCCAACCGGAGGUCCCUCCCCUCAGAGCCCGUGAUCAAAGAGACGGAAGUGCCCCGCCGCUUCUCUCUAGCCUCCUCUAUCGCCUCCUCCUCUGCGGCCAGACGCACCAAAGGUCCACUCGCAGCUAGUGUCAAAACCAAGAGGCACGAGAUCAAGAGCGAUCCCACUCCGUUUGGUUACGAAGACACGCUGCGCGGUGCGCUCCCGGUGGCGGGGAAGGGUAAAGGCAGCACAGUCGCUGGCCCUACGGUGCCCAGGUCCACAUCCCAGCCGGUUAACCAGAAAGGCUGGACACAGCGUCGGCUGCCGUCCAUGGACACGGAGGACUUCGAGACCAUCCCAUCGAGCGCAGAAGAACUCUCCAACUCCUCCGACGGAGAGGAGGACAAUAAGAAUGGCGACAGUAAUCGUUUUCGAGUCCAGCUGACGUACGAGUCUAGGACGGCACAAGACCUGUCUCUGGAGUCUGGAGACCUGGUUCAGUUCCUGGAGGAGGCGGAGAACGGCCACUGGCUAGUCAAGAACCUUAUAACAGAGAAGACAGGGCUGGUUCCACCCAGCGUUCUGCAGGCAGCAGCAGAUGGAGGUCAUUUGUUCUGUCCCACUGAUAUCUUCAGUGACCUGUGUACAGCGGCGCUUUCUGACUCGGAUGAUAAUGACACCAGCACGUGGGGAGACGUGUCUCAGGACAGCAGAUAGACAUGGCCGUCAGUUGUAGUUUUUUCGACCAACUUUCUGGAACAUGCCGGAACCAGUGUUGCACAAUAAACUACAUGUCUCAGAGGUGGGGGGGGGGGGAAACUACAAAACCGUCCUAGAAAACUCCCACAAAUGCCAUGUCUGUAGUGACCUGUUGUGCAGAGAUGACUAUGGAAAUGCAAUUUCUGAGUUGGGGGGGGGAGCAAAGUGUGCUCAGAGAACUACAAAUCCCACGUCUUAGUAGUGAAGUAGUUGGUGCCCUCUGUUGCUGCUAUGCUACCCCGAAACAAAGAGAAAACACCACGCUGUUCCUGCUACCCUGCUUCAGCUGCUGUUGUCGGGUUGAAACUGACAUAACUGCAACCUUUUCCAGCCGAAAUCAACAUUGUUUUCAUCCUGAAGUGUUCUGUUCCUCCCGGCCUCUUGGAUGUUGACCUUCUGCCUCUCCCUCCUCUGCCUUCAGAGAGACCAUGCAGUGCCUUGGCCUCACAUUGUUAUUCACAGCAACUAUUUCAUCUGGGCGUGGGAGCACGGAGAGAAGGGGAGAGGGUGGGCGGGGGCUACGUUCAUGCAACGUUACAUAGCAAUGUUAAAGAAACCCAUCCGGAAAAAAAACGAAUUGAAACGAGUGAGUUAAGACCACUUUCUGUCUCUUACUAUGUAUUUCUAUCCAACGAUGUGUGAAUGUUAGACAUGCCCAACACACAGACACACACACACACACACAGACACACACACCUUCACUCCGAAGAGGUGGUGAAGGACAGGACAGGAUGAGAAAGAAUCGCCGUGGAAACCGGACCUUCCAACAUGAGCUUUUUCAUCUCAUCCAGAGAACUGUGCUGUAUCCAUGACACUUGAAUGGAGACAAGCCUGAUUGUGUGGAAACUCCUGUUAGGGUUUUACCAACUCUUUCUCCUACUGACUGCUCAUAUCUUCGGGUGUUUUAUAAAGAACUAAGGGAUUUCUGUCGUCAUAGGAAUCAACCUUAUUCUACGGGGCAACGGUAUUUUAAAUAAGAUCUUGUGCUCCUCUGAUGUAUUUGCAUUUUUGUCUAAUGUAAAACAUUGCGUCGUUCAAUAUCGUUGCAUCAGUUUCUAACUACCAUGUACAGGCAUAUCCCUCUUUCAAGUCCGUGUAAAAGUAUUCAUGUCACUUUCUUCUCUUUGUACUGUGCCUGUGUUUUCAGUGCACUACGAUUAUCUUUACUCUUUACCUUGGUUGGUUAUACUUAAUAAGUGGUGGGUUUACAUGCAAUAGCCCCUUAUGGUUCCUGAAUUAUAAGCCUUGAACAUAUACUGUAUGGUUUAUUCAUCCACUACCUUAUAUCUUAUCAAAGAUAUUUAAUUGAAAAAAUAUAUAUAUUCACACAUAUUUCACUUGUACUGUAAAUCCUUCUAUCAUUUCCAAUGUUACUUUCCCAAUAUGUAAAUGCAAUGUUAUUAUAUUUGACUCCACACUGUAAAUAAGAGUUAACCAUGCCUGUCAGUCCAUCACUUUUCUAAAUGAAUAUCAGUGUUUUCAGUCCUCUGAUUGACAUGUACAGUAUGAAUGAGGUAUGGUAUGAGAACAUACCUGUUUGUGAAUAGGGAUACAGGCCUUGCACAAUACAGGCCUUGAAUUGAUAGUGCAAAUAUGCUUAUUUAUUAACGUUGCAAAGAAAGAGGUUCACUUCACAAUCUUGUUGCAUCUCAUGCAGUCUCUCCAGAAAAAAACUAUCACCAAGCCGUAUAAAUGAAGAAAUACAAAUCGGUAAAUGCUCAGAAUCAUGCUACUGAAGUGAUGUAUGUAUAUUAUUAUAAUACUUUAUGUACAUUUUUACAUUUAGAUAUGAUCAAAUACAUGCAUCUUGAAAAGCCUGGA
This is a messenger RNA of Osmerus eperlanus (European smelt), 5773 nucleotides long. RefSeq names its product MCF.2 cell line derived transforming sequence-like 2 (gene mcf2l2). Gene Ontology annotation, cellular component: cytoplasm. Lineage: Eukaryota; Metazoa; Chordata; Actinopteri; Osmeriformes; Osmeridae. Gene Ontology annotation, molecular function: protein binding; guanyl-nucleotide exchange factor activity. The coding region runs from base 38 to 3910 and encodes 1290 amino acids. The transcript has 34 exons. The record is from RefSeq and is a predicted model, not a curated record.